UUCAGGGACAAGAGUUUCGGAUUUCAAGACAAAAUGGGUGAGAGAAUGUUAAGGCGACAUGUCACCAACUUAAUGGAAGAAAAAAAACUAAUGGAGUGUAAAGAAUAGGCAUAAAUUACCUAUAAAUUGAAACGCAGUUCAACAGUCUCACUUUUUCCUCAUCCACUCAUUAGAUGGUGAAGAGAAGACCUACGGUGGCUGUGAAGGCCCAGAUGCCAUGUAUGUCAAGCUGAUCUCCUCUGAUGGCCAUGAGUUCAUAGUGAAGAGAGAACACGCCUUGACCUCAGGGACCAUCAAAGCCAUGUUGAGUGGACCAGGUAAGGCCCUUCACUUCAGGGACCAUCAAAACCAUGUUUGAGUGAACCAGGUAAGCCCUUGACCUCAUGGACCAUCAACGCCAUGUUGACUGGACCAUGUAAGUGGUGUUUGAUUGAUAUAGCAAAGAAUCUGCGGGGGGCUGGCCUAGUGGUAGAGCUGCUGCCCCUGGAGGCAGUGGUUCAAUACCCUAUUCUUCCACUAAAUUUCUCUCCUGUAGCCCAUUCAUCCAUCUCCUCAUCUCAUAUUCUAAUCUGUUGAGAGGGCCAGGUAAGCAGACAUUCAAACUGUUGAGGCAGGACAGGACAACAUGUUUGAUUUUACAUGAAGAAUGCAAAGGGUGUGCGGUCAAAGAAGCCCAUGACUGAAACAGCUUGCUAGUCCAAUCAAUCACAUACUGUACAUCCAUUGAAUUAGCUGUACACACAUUUUAAAUGUUCAACCUGCUCAUAAUAGGUUCAAAGUGUUGGCAUUUCCAUUACUUUCUUUAAUAUAAUCCCAAAUAUUAGUUGAAAUCCUGUUCCCAACUUGAUCUCAAUGCUUGUAGGCUGGGAGUGCCAACGGUUAGUCAUUUUGAAUAAACAGAAAUGUUAGUUCUGAACCAAAUCUCAGAUCAAUAAAACCUCGUUCUGUGUAUCAAACUAACAAACGUAUCACUUACUUUUUUUCCCCCCCCAGGUCAGUUUGCAGAGAAUGAAACCAACGAAGUGAACUUCCGAGAGAUCCCCUCCCAUGUCCUGUCCAAGGUGUGCAUGUACUUCACCUACAAGGUCCGUUACACCAACAGUUCUACAGAAAUUCCAGAAUUUCCCAUCGCCCCCGAGAUCGCUCUGGAGUUGCUCAUGGCUGCAAACUUCUUGGAUUGUUAAAACUCAAAGAAAUGUAGCAACUUAAACAUUUUUUCUUUUAUAUUUGUUUUGACUAUUUAACUUGUUUGCCAUGUUGCUUCAGAUAUAAAACAAAGUGAAUGAUUAGUACUUUGUCAGUAUGCUUUGUAAGCUUUGUUUAUAUAAAAAAAAAAUUGCCACAGGCUUUAUGUCCAAUUUUAAUUGGUAGUAAAGACUUUCAUUUGAAUAUAAUAAACUGAAAUGGCUGCACCAGUUGCUCCAGAAUGUGGCGACCCCCUCGUACACAAUCAUUCCUUACCUCCACACCACAAUAAAGUAUGUUUGAGUGUUUUGGUGCUAAAUGGGUCCCUUGUGUGAUGAGCAUUUACAGGUUUAUAUUACAUUAGAAC
This is a messenger RNA of Coregonus sp. 'balchen', 1552 nucleotides long. The record is from the annotation of a GenBank genome assembly. Lineage: Eukaryota; Metazoa; Chordata; Actinopteri; Salmoniformes; Salmonidae.